Molecule: messenger RNA, 711 nt
Organism: Rattus rattus (black rat)
Lineage: Eukaryota; Metazoa; Chordata; Mammalia; Rodentia; Muridae
Exons: 7
Biological process (GO): spermatid development; meiotic cell cycle
Cellular component (GO): synaptonemal complex
Source: RefSeq, a predicted model, not a curated record
AUGCCAUACAAGGGGAAGAAGGCUACAAGCAAAACUGCGAAGCGCCCGAGGGAGUCUUCGGAUUCUCAAUCUGAUGAUGAUGUUGUCCAUCACAAUUUUCCCCCCAGACCAGCAGAAAAGCAUGUGAUUGAGAUCAGUGAUGAGGACAGUUCUUCAUCAGACCUAGACGAUCAGCAGGCAAGGUAAUCAAUGUGAAAAAUUUUUAUUUCAUAUAUAGGUGACCCUAAAAAGUCUCACCUUGCAAAGAGAAAACAGUAUUGCCAAGAUGUAAAAACUUCUAUCGACACCCUGAAUGAAAAGCUUGUGCGUAUUUUUAAAACGCAACAAAGGGAAAGGAAGAUGCUUCGUUCCAAAUAUUCUAAGAUGUUUGAGCCUUUGUUCCAACAAUGGGAAAAGGAUGUGAUGAAAGUCGGACAAGAAGAAGACAGUUUUGUUAAUUCAUCCCACCAACGUGCAGGGACUAUGUACAAUGCUAUGAUGGCGCAGAAAGCGACCAUUGAUGAAGCAAAAACUGUAUCUGAUCAGUUUCUAAAGAAUGUCCAAGCCCUUGAGGAUGAGCACAAAGUUCUUGAUGCUAUUGAGCAAAACAAAUUGGAAAGUGAAAUGCAAAGCCUGAAGAGGAAACUUGAGACAGAAAGUCAACAACAGGACUUGGCAGCUAUCGAAUCAUGUCUUCAUUCUUUGUUCUCGGAGGAUAAUGAAGAAGAUUAG